Messenger RNA from Bombus huntii, 1081 nucleotides. Its product is annotated as SOSS complex subunit C. The transcript is spliced from 4 exons. Gene Ontology annotation, cellular component: nucleus; SOSS complex; nucleoplasm. Bases 529 to 834 code for a protein of 101 amino acids. The record is from RefSeq and is a predicted model, not a curated record. Lineage: Eukaryota; Metazoa; Arthropoda; Insecta; Hymenoptera; Apidae. Gene Ontology annotation, biological process: DNA repair.
UUUUGGUGGGAAAAGAAACAAGCGCGAUCGUAUCACUGAUAUAUAUAUUCUAUGGAUACGAGAUUCCGUGAAGCGAAUUGAUCACAGCCAUAAUGGCUUUGGCAUGAAGCGCCACUGUUGUUCGCCUAGUGUACUUCAUUCCUCUCUAUUACUGAUACCAGUGUCCUCUAUAUUCAUUUUCCCUCGCACCACUGUCUAUGUAUACCAAUCCGAUAUAAGUAUACGCACACAAAAUCAAACGCAACAAUACCUUACUAUGUAGAACAAAGUUAGAGAUUAUCGAAGACACGUAAAUAUUUUACAAGCAACAAACUUUUGACAUUGUAAAUAAUUUUAUGUUAAUAAAAAAGUAGAUAAGUAGUUAUAAUAUCGAUAAUGGCAGUUAAAGUAUUGGUAUAGAACUUCGUUUAAAGAUAUUUUUUAGGAGUUUCAUGUUUUGACGAAAUUAAGGUAAGAUUUAAUAAUAAAUUAUAUCGUAAAAUAUAAUCGGCGACGUAACUUAUUUCCAAUUUAAAAAUCAAAACUUUGAUGGCUUUUUCACAAUCAAAUUCGAGAGAAUUACAGAAUAGAAAAAUCUUAGAAGAAUUGCAAUUAAAGAAACAAUUGCUUUUAAAGCAAGGUGUAGCACCAACAUUGAAUACAUCAUUAGCUGUUACAUCAACAGGUCCUUCUAAUUUGCCUCCUACACAGACCUCUGAUGGUGUUGUAAUGAAUGCAUCCCAAAGAGCUGCUUUACAUAAUGCGCAUGCAGCAUCAUCAGGUUACUUUGUAACACAGGAUUCUUCCUUUGGCAAUCUUAUUUUACCAGUUCUUCCAAGAUUUGAUGCUAAAUAGAAAAAUUAAGUUGCAGUUUCAAAUAAUAAGUAAUAAAUAAUUCUACAGACUUUGAACAAGUGUGAUAAAGUGAUUUUUAAUAUGAACUAAGUACCUCCUUCUAAGGGUACCUCUUAAAAGUAAUAGAACUAAAAGUGUAACACUGGGUGACAAUUGAUGAUUAAACACAGAAAAUGGCUAGCAUUACACUUCGCAAUUUAGAGACAUGGUUACAAGAGUUAGACAGAUUUGAAAAGCCUAAAAUAUU